Molecule: messenger RNA, 2181 nt
Organism: Nerophis lumbriciformis (worm pipefish)
Lineage: Eukaryota; Metazoa; Chordata; Actinopteri; Syngnathiformes; Syngnathidae
Biological process (GO): cytokine-mediated signaling pathway
Cellular component (GO): plasma membrane
Molecular function (GO): protein binding; cytokine receptor activity
Source: RefSeq, a predicted model, not a curated record
CACAACAGUGAGGUUCGAGGCGCCAAGAAGAAACCCGAAAAGACUAUGAAACAAAACCACUGCAGGAUCUGAUCUUUGGACUUGGGUGUCCAUCAUACCCACAGAAGAUGUGGUCUUUAAACAUCAUUAUUCUCCUGCUCUUCUGCUACGCUCGUCUCUCCAGCGGCGACGGCAAAGUGCGCUUUAGCUCCAAGAACUUUUACAACAUCCUCCGAUGGGAGCCCGCCCAGCCCUCCUUCCCCGGAGAAAAGAUCCUCUACAGCGUCUUGUAUAGAAGAUACGUGGAUAACCACCCUUUCCAGAAAAAAAGCGAGUGUCACAACAUCAGCUGUCUCUACUGCAACCUGACGGCGGAGACCCCUUCGGUCCCUCAUGUUCAGUACCAAGCUCAGGUCAGCGCCAACGGGCGUCUUCACGGCUGCACCACCCGGCUGAAUCCCAUCGCACACACCAUUUUGGGUAAACCCGUCCUGUCUCCGUGCGCAAGCGCGUCGUCUUUGAACAUCAGCGCCACACUUCCACUUGGACCCAACGGAACCUCCGUCGGAGACAUCAUUAAGGGCAGUAAGAAUGGGCCCGUCAGACCAGCGAUUGAAUACACCUUAAACCUCACGUCCCCAGCGUGGGCCGCACAGGUGAUUCACAGCAAAUCCGGCAACUUUGUCAUCAAUUUAUAUAGCAAAUCCCGCACUGAGAAGUACUGCGGCUACGUGGUCUACAAGCCGUCCUGUGAGUUGGGUCGCCCGGAGAGUGAGAUGGCCGACUUCUGUGAAACGCUAGCAUAUGACCAGGGCCACAUUCUGCUGUGGCUCCUCCCCACUGGCGCUCUGCUGGCGGCCGUUGUCACCGCGUCAGUCGGGGCUCUGUGCUUCUACGUGAGGGCUGUCAACAAAGGAAAGUUGCCACGCUCACUGGAGAGAUAUACUCCCACCACGUUGUCAAACGUCGGGCAUCCUGCAGAGAUGAAUGACUUCAUUUCAAAAGCGAUGGUCUGCACCCAAAUUGAACAAAUAGACUUGGAUAAGUGCGCUGGCAUCAGGCCAGGGCCGGAUGGGCCUUUCGUCGGACCUGGAGGCUAUUCCCCACAGGAAGUCCCGAGCCAAGCUUGGCCAUGCAGCGUUAGCUCUUUAGCGGAGAGGCCAAAUCGUCAGGACUUGAGCUCCCAGUGUUCGGUCAUCUACAGUUCAGUGGCCCGGGCUGUUCUGACAGAAGACAAGGAGCUAGCGAGCGUGGUCCUGGAGGACGGUGCAAACCCAUUGCUUCCCCGGGACUUCCAAAGCCCAGCUGACGUGGAGGUUUGCGAUGACCGUGGAGACGGGCCGCUGCUGUUGCAAACAGUGCGUGACGCCAAUGGACGACUCCAGUUGCCUUCGCUCGCGCUACAGUUGGAGAGCAACACAGCAGAACACCCUGAACCUGACAGAAAACCCCUUUUGUCUGACCUCCUGGUCUCCACGGACGGAUCAUUGUCAACGUUCUUGCAGCGCUCAGAGUCAACAGACUCUGGCUGUGAAGAUGGUACUUUAAACACGGCCGACCUGCCAUACGGCCACCCUGCACACUCGUCUUACCCUCGGAGAACACCGCUGUGUUUCUUCCCGAGCAAGAAGGUAGCAUCCAGUGGUGUGCAUCAGUCAGGCUACACACAGAACGGGCUGCCUUCUUUGCAGGACUGCCAAAUAAGAAACUCUGCUGGGACUCAGCCUAAAGACAUCGAGGACAACGGAUCGGACGAUGGAAUAUUUCUCAAAGGUUGGGGGUUACAAAUACAGGAGUAAUCUGACUUAAUUUGUGCUUUUCCAUUACCUGCCCAUCCAAUGAGUUGUUUUUAAAAAAGUGACAGAUUCGUAGCGAUACUGCUUAGGUAACAAUUAAUGCACUUUUGUUUGUAGCAAAGAUAUUUUUAUAUAUGUAAGUAAAGUUUGACACAAAUGAAGAUUUGCAAGCUGAGAACCUCAAACAAUGUAUUCAUGUUAUUUGUAUUUAUUAUUUCCUGCUUUAAUGUGAUUGCAAGGCAGGCAAAUAAGCGACAUCUACAGCCCGUCCGGAAAGUAUUCAUAGCGCUUCACUUUUUCCUGCACAUCCUAUGUUACAGACUUAUUCCAAAAUCAAUUUAAUUUUGUCCUUAACAUUCUAAAGGCAAUACUCCAUAAUGUAAACGAUAAUUUUGCAAAUGUGUUA